CCAGCUCGACUCUCCGAAUCACACAAUCCUCCCGACUUUUAUCGAGAACGUCUCUUACUAAUACCUGUUCUCAUCUACACUCGUAUCCACGAAGAAAUCGACUACCGAACUUUUCAUUCUCCAGAGCUCUCAAUAUGGCGACUCAGCAUACGACCUACAAGUUGAACACCGGAGCGACGAUUCCUGCUGUUGGCUUCGGGACAUGGCAAGACGUGGACGCGCAGGAGCAGGCGGUGUUGGCCGCUCUUAAGGCGGGAUAUCGUCAUAUCGAUACGGCUCGCAUUUACGGUACGGAGCCUGCGAUUGGCAAAGCCAUCCGUGAGUCCAAGAUCCCGAGGGAAGAACUCUUCAUCACCACGAAGCUAUGGAACAACUCGCAUGCGCCGAAGGAUGUCGAGCCUGCGCUUGAUGCUUCGCUGAAAGACCUUAGGGUCGACUAUGUUGACUUAUACCUCAUGCACUGGCCCUCAGCGUUUAAGAGUGGCGACUCCCUGAUGCCGAAGGAUUCGAAUGGCAAGAUGCUGACUGAGAAGACAGACUAUGUCGACACCUAUAAGGCAAUGGAAGCCCUUCUCAAGACCGGCAAGGCCAAAGCCAUCGGUAUCUCUAACUUCUCGAAGAAAGAGCUCGACCGUAUUUUGAACGAAUGUGACGUCGUUCCCGCCGCACAUCAGUUCGAGCUUCACCCAUGGCUGCAACAGAAUGAGUUUAGCAAGUACAACCAAUCCAAAGGCAUAAUCGUCACCUGCUACUCGCCCUUCGGGAACCAAAACGAGAUCUACGACAAGGGCAAGAAUAUGGGGAAAUUGAUGGACGAGCCCGUGCUCGUCGAGAUCGGAAAGAAGUAUGGGAAGAAUGGCGCACAAACGGCCCUUGCAUGGUCCAUCGCCAAAGGCCACGUCGUCAUCCCCAAAUCCAAAUCGCCCGAACGUCUCGCAGCGAACCUCGCCGGCGAUUUCAAGCUUGAGCCUGAAGAGAUCAAGAAGAUUGAUGGGCUGGAUAAGAAGUUGAGGUUUAAUGAUCCGUCGAAGAGCUUUGGGUACGAGUUUUAUACGGAUUUGGAUGGGAAGAAGGUUUAGAUUAGAUGUGUUGUGAGGUUGUGAGGAGGCUUGAUGGGUUGAUGGGUAGACGAUGUCUCGUAUUUUAAAGGUGUAUCAUAUCCG
Stereum hirsutum FP-91666 SS1 is the source of this 1163-nucleotide messenger RNA. RefSeq names its product Aldo/keto reductase. The transcript has 6 exons. Gene Ontology annotation, cellular component: cytosol. Gene Ontology annotation, molecular function: aldose reductase (NADPH) activity. NCBI's taxonomy places the organism in Eukaryota, Fungi, Basidiomycota, Agaricomycetes, Russulales, Stereaceae. Bases 135 to 1079 code for a protein of 314 amino acids. The record is from RefSeq and is a predicted model, not a curated record.